GCGUGCGGGUUGAGUUCUGGGCUAAGGGACAUGACGUUUGUUAAGAGUGAUUCCCAUUUCAUUUCUGAUCUUUCUCUUUUCUGAUCUGUCUCACUUCCCUUUCUUUGACCCAAAUCUCUACUCUAAUAAUAAUGUCCAAUUCUUUUACAAACUUUCCUCCUUCGAUUCUCACCUAAACUUUCUCACUUCCUCUUUCUCCCUUGCCGUUUUCUGCACUCUCACUGUCGUUUCAUCCUUCUCUAGGUUUCACAAAAAUUAAAUAAUAUGAAGUCAUCGUUUAGCAAGUUGAAGCGAAUUGCACUUCACAAAACUGUUUCCAAGGAGAAGAAGGAACUUCACCCUUCCGUUAUGUUUGACGAACUUGCUCUCGCUGCUAAGUACAUGCAAGAGAUGAGAGAUUGCUAUGAUAGUUUGCUUGCUGCAGCUGCUGCUACUGAAAACAGUGCUUAUGAAUUUUCGGAGUCACUGCAAGAAAUGGGUACCUGUCUAUUGGAGAAAACUGCCUUAAAUGAUGACAAUGAAAGUGGUAAAGUUUUGGGGAUGCUUGGAAAUGUGCAGCUUGACCUUCAAAAACUUGUUGAUAGCUACCGUUCUCACGUAGCACUGACUAUAACCAGACCAUCAGAGUCUCUUCUUAAUGAACUAAGAACUGUUGAGGACAUGAAGCGUCAAUGUGAUGAAAAAAGAGAAGUUUAUGAAUACAUGAUUGCCCAACAGAAAGAGAAAGGAAAGUCAAAAAGUGGUAAGGGUGAAAGUAUCACUUUACAGCAGUUGCAAGCUGCUCACGGUGAAUACGAAGAGGAAGCAACACUCUGUGCAUUUCGGUUAAAAUCCCUGAAACAAGGCCAGUCACGUAGUCUCCUAACACAAGCAGCUCGUCACCAUGCUGCUCAGUUGAAUUUCUUUCGGAAGGGACUUAAAUCACUGGAGGCUGUUGAGCCACAUGUUAGGGUGGUUGCCGAGCAACAACAUAUUGAUUACCAAUUCAGUGGCCUUGAAGAUGAUGAUAAAGGUAGUUUUGAAGAUGAUGGGAAUGAGUAUGAGGUCACUGAAGGUAGUGAGUUGAGUUUUAACUACAGAUCAAACAAGGAUGGAACAUAUAAUGUUUCCACAUCACCAAACUCAGCAGAGGUGGAAGAAUCAGGGCGUUCAAAUAUUCGAGCUUCAACCACAGAAACUGCAGAGACAAGUUUAGACAAGAACCAUGGAGAUUUUAAAGUAUCAAAUAGAGAUCGAAGAGUCAGCUUUUCAGCUCCAAUAUAUGCAGAAAAGAAAUUUGACCCAGCUGAAAAAGUAAGACAACUGUUGUCAUCAUCUGCAGCAAAGCCUAAUGCUUAUGUACUUCCUACACCUGUCGACAUCAAAGAAGCAAAAACUAGCUCUGCACCGCGCUUAAGUGCGAGUGGAUCUUCGCAUGAUUUGUGGCACUCAUCCCCUUUGGAUGAUAAAAAGAAUGGGAAAGAUUUUGUUGAUGGUAAAUUGUCAGAACCAGCUGUCCCUAGAGCUCACUCUAUUCUCAAAGAAAGCAACAGCGAUACUACAUCCACCCAGUUACCACGUCCGUCGACAGAGGGUCAAUCACUUCCACAAGUUGAUAUUUUUAAUGUUUCUGAUACUAAGAAAAUAAAAAGGCAAGCCUUUUCAGGUCCAUUGACUAAUAAGCCAUUGUCAGUAAAACCAAUUUCUGGGGGUUUUCCACGUAUGCCGAUACCCCAGCCUUCCUCUCCAAAAGCAUCUCCCGGUGCUUCACCUCCCCUUGUUUCUUCCCCCAGGAUAAGUGAGCUACAUGAGCUUCCUAGACCUCCUGGUAAUCAAACCAGCAAGGCAACAAAAUCUUUUCGAGUAGGUCAUUCUGCUCCUCUAGUAUCAAGGAAUCCAGAGCAUCCUGCAACUAAUAAAUUUCCUCCUGUUGUAUCAAGUUCAGCAUCUCCACUUCCAACUCCACCCAUAAUUGUCUCUCGUAGUUUUUCUAUACCCUCAAGUAGUCAGAGAUCUACGGUAUUGAAUGUUACUAAUAAGUAUUUGCAUACUCACCAAAUUCCAGAAAAGGUUGAAGAAGCUGCAUCACCUCCACUAACACCUUUAUCCCAAAGAGCAUCAGCUCUACCUGGCCUGGCUUCUCACUCUAGUGAAAUCCAAGUGGAUGCAGGUCGGAGCUAAAUCUCAUGCACGAUGCUGAGUUCUGGUGAAUGAUUGAAGUAUUUUUAUUUUAUGCUCGAGGAAGCUAAAGCACUCGCAUGGUGGCGUUCUACGGUUUUGCCCAACACAAGGUUCCGGGAAGUAUAUGUAAAUAUGUUAUGUAUUGUUUAGCUUCUCAUCUCAAUUUGUAUCUAUUAUUUUUACUAUAAUAACUGGUGUUGAUGGGAACUAAACUUUACAUGAUUGUGCCUUUAUAAUGUGCUGUGUAUAUAUUCCGGAUGAAAUUUUUUGUUCACAUCCCCAAGUAAAACCAACUUAAACCUCCUCUACUUGUCUACUUGUUGAGGAUAAAAGUAAAUCUAGUGACAGAUACCCCUUCUUAGGGUUGUAUGUGGUUCGGUUUGGGCUGAGUUUGGCCACCUGAAACUCAAACUGUUUAACGAGUACUAGAUUGGGUCUGAUAAAAAAAACGUGUGAUACAGUUCCAGGUUUGGUGGAUCAAACCGCUUA
Messenger RNA from Cicer arietinum (chickpea), 2649 nucleotides. RefSeq lists its product as uncharacterized. Lineage: Eukaryota; Viridiplantae; Streptophyta; Magnoliopsida; Fabales; Fabaceae. Gene Ontology annotation, cellular component: cytoplasm. The record is from RefSeq and is a predicted model, not a curated record. Gene Ontology annotation, molecular function: protein binding.